Fusarium sp. VM40 is the source of this 879-nucleotide messenger RNA. NCBI's taxonomy places the organism in Eukaryota, Fungi, Ascomycota, Sordariomycetes, Hypocreales, Nectriaceae. The record is from the annotation of a GenBank genome assembly.
AUGGCUCUUCGUUUAUUUCUGGCUCGACCCGUGCCUAUCAUCGCUACACUCGCAGCUGGCACAAUAGGAGUGGCUGUUUGUUCAAGAAUGAUGUCUGGAACAGCUUCUGCAGAGUCAAAUGCCCCCCAGAAGGUCUUCAAGGGUGGAUUUGCGGCUGUGAAGCUGCCUUUGCUCAAUUCGAAGGACGAGUCUCCUAAUACUAAGCGUUUGAGGUUUAAGCUGCCUCAAGAAACUGCCAUUACUGGACUUCCUUUAGCAUCUUCUUUGUUGGUUUUUACCCACCCUAAUGGAUCUUUCCUACCUGCACCUCGACCGUACUCCCCCAUCUCUCCAGCUGACGAGCCUGGAUACAUGGAACUACUUGUGAAGAAAUACCCCAACGGCAAAGGAAGCGGCUAUCUCCACUCCCUCAAACCAGGCGACAAGCUCUUCAUCCUCACCACUCUCUCGGAGUAUAAAUGGAAACCCAACAGCUACCCACACAUCUCCCUCAUCGCAGGUGGCUGCGGGAUAACGCCCAUCUUCCAGCUCGCACAGGGUAUCCUGCGCAACCCGGAGGACAAAACCCGCAUGACGCUCGUCUUCGGCGUAAACACCGACGACGACGUGCUCCUCCGGAAAGAGCUGGAUGGCUUCGCGAGGGAGUUCCCCGACAGGUUCCAGGUCAAGUACACAGUGAGCAAGCCCAAAGAGGGCUCGGAGAUGCGAAGGGGGAGGAUCGAUAGGGAGUUGCUGGAGCAGGUCUUGCCCAAGGGGAUGCAGGAUACAAAGGUCUUUGUGUGUGGACCUCUAGGGAUGGAGGAUGCGCUUGUUGGGAAACGGGGGGAGGGGGUUUUGGGACAGCUUGGCUUUACGAAGAACCAGAUUCACAAGUUCUAG